ACUCUCCUAGGAAGUUUCGAGAACGGGUACAGUACGAGCAGUAAUAUUGGUGAGAGUUCUAUACGCUUACAACCGUUCGUCAAAUAGUAUUACGUGGAGUGAGACGAGCGUUAACAGCACACGAAUAUUUUGCACGAAUAGCUUUCUUUCUGCUAGUACAGCAGGAGCAAUAUAAUUACAAUUGAAGAUCGUCCAAAGAAAAUAAAUCAAUAAAAAUGGUAAAAGAAACUACGUUUUAUGAUGUUUUGGGUGUGAAACCUGGAUGCACACAGGAAGAUUUGAAAAAAGCUUACAGAAAACUUGCCUUAAAGUAUCACCCUGAUAAAAAUCCUAAUGAAGGAGAAAAAUUCAAACAAAUCUCACAAGCGUAUGAAGUAUUGUCGAAUCCGGAAAAGAAGAGAAUUUAUGAUCAAGGCGGGGAACAAGCUUUAAAAGAAGGUGGUGGAGGAGGCAAUGUGUUCUCUUCACCAAUGGAUAUCUUUGAUAUGUUCUUUGGUGGAGGUUUUGGUGGAAGGGGUCGUAGGAGAGAACGCAAGGGUCAAGAUGUUAUACAUCACUUAUCCGUUUCGCUAGAAGAAUUGUAUAAAGGAACCGUACGCAAGUUAGCUUUACAGAAAAAUGUCAUUUGUGAUAAGUGCGAAGGUAUUGGUGGGAAGAAAGGUUCUGUGGAACAAUGUACAACAUGUCAUGGUUCUGGUAUGCAAGUUCAAAUACAGCAAUUAGGACCUGGAAUGCUACAGCAUCUGCAAAGUAUAUGUGUAGACUGUAAAGGUCAAGGAGACCGCAUUAAUCCACGUGAUCGCUGCAAACAAUGUGGCGGCAGAAAAACCAUUAGAGAUAGGAAGAUUUUGGAAGUUCAUGUCGACCCAGGUAUGGUACAUAACCAGAGGAUUGUUUUUGCUGGAGAAGGUGAUCAAGAACCAGAUUACGAGCCAGGCGAUAUUAUGAUUGUUCUUGAAGAGAAAGAACACGAAAUUUUCAAGCGUUCGCGUCACGAUUUAAUUAUGAGGAUGCAAUUGGAGCUUGUAGAAGCUCUUUGUGGGUUCCAGAAAGUAAUUCGUACUUUAGACGGGAGAGACUUAGUAAUAACUUCGUAUCCUGGAUCUGUUGUAAAACAUGGAGACUUAAAGUGCAUUCUGAAUGAGGGAAUGCCGAUUUACAAAGAUCCUUUCACACACGGCAGGCUUAUAAUUCAAUUUGUAGUGAAUUUCCCGAAAUCUACAGACCCGUCUGUCAUUUCAACGCUCGAACAAUGUUUACCACCAAGAGAAGAGGUUAUAAUUCCAGAGGGAGCAGAAGAUUGUUCUCUUAUGGACUUGGAUCCAGAUCAAGAAGUGAAGCGAAGAGAACAACGACAAGCGUAUGAGGAAGACGAAGGAGGUUCUUCCGGAGUUCAAUGUGCCACGAAUUAAUUCAAUUACAUCAGUCUCACAAUAAAUAUGAUCAUUCUUUCAUUUUAAACUUUUGUCCCAUUCGCUCGAUUCUGAAUCAUAUGUAUUAACAGAAGGACGAAAAAAUGCGGACACAUAACAGUUUUUCAAGACAGAUGACAAAACCUGAGAAAAAUGUUUAGAUAAGUGCACGACUGUGAAACUUACACCUGCAGAAUCACUAUUGAUUCUGGUAUAAAGAUCACAUACACAAAUACUGAAUUGUAUAGAGGAGACCUCUAAACGCUGUUGAUGGUACAUUUAUUAUCACUUCUGAAUUAAACUAUAAAUUCUGGUGAAAGCUGGUAAACUGGUUUACAAAUUACUUCAUCGCUUGCUGUAGAAAAGUAUUUAAAGAGAUGUACUUAUCAGUAAGCAGAGUGAUAAGGAAAAUUGAAUUUAUUCAACAUCUAAUGUGACGACGUGUAACGUUAAUAAUGAAAGCAAAACAUAAUCAAGUCCAUCGUAUAACGCUGAACGUUCUGAUUACUUUCUGCUAUUUGUGAAUAUCUUUUUGUUUAAGUUCUCGACUUUCAUCGAUACGCGCAUACUGCGAAUACGAGAAGUAAAGUUAGACAGUCGAACAAAAUUAGUAACUAUACCUGUAUUCGCAUAUUCCUUGAAAUUCUUUAAAUUAUUAGUAUUUUAUUACAAUACAAGCUUCUGGAAUUUAAAUCGAUGUCUACAUUAGUAAUAUGACGAUCGUGAAAAUAGUAUGAAAUAUCGAUGAACACAUUUAUUAUAACAGAAAUAAAAUGUAAUCUUGAUCUAUAGACUUCAAAAUUACUUUUUUUUCAGUGGUACAUUAUUCCAUUACAUGUAGGUAGUGUUUAAUAUUUGUUUAUAGUCUCAUAUAGUGACAUAUGACGAUAUUAAAAAAAAAUCUUGUUUAUUCAAAAUACAAUUCGUGAAAAAAAUGUGGUUCCUGUGUGUGUAUAACUGGACUUAUACCUGCGCGUAUUCAUUAUCUGUUGUAAUAAAAAACAAGAUUUGUGCGUUCUAGUAUUUAUUUAUAACCAUAAUACUGGAACUGAAAGUAAAAAGUAUAAUUUCAGAAAAUGUAUUCAGUAACGUUAUAAAAAAAGUUGAUCUUUUUAAUAUCAUAAUAUAUUUCAUUAAAAUUGAAUAAUGCGCGUAAACAACUGUCCAUUUUAAUGAUCGUACGGCUGCAUUAAAUUAAACACGCCUUCAAUCUUCACAUAAUUUACUGUAUACUAGGUCAUGUACUCGCCCGCAAUUACUAUAGCGAAUUAAAAUAGACGCAUACUAUAAUCUUAUUUAUUAUAGAUAAAUUGGUGAUUGAUUAGUACGGUUUUGAAUCGUCUCAAAUAAAUUGGAAAAAGUAUAAUGUCAAGUAUGUCAAAACAAA
Messenger RNA from Bombus pyrosoma, 2799 nucleotides. It is a transcript of the gene Droj2, whose product is annotated as dnaJ homolog subfamily A member 1. The coding region runs from base 216 to 1412 and encodes 398 amino acids. The transcript has 5 exons. NCBI's taxonomy places the organism in Eukaryota, Metazoa, Arthropoda, Insecta, Hymenoptera, Apidae. Gene Ontology annotation, cellular component: cytoplasm; cytosol. The record is from RefSeq and is a predicted model, not a curated record. Gene Ontology annotation, molecular function: Hsp70 protein binding; ATP binding. Gene Ontology annotation, biological process: response to heat; protein refolding.